Paramisgurnus dabryanus is the source of this 3955-nucleotide messenger RNA. RefSeq names its product putative helicase mov-10-B.1. The record is from RefSeq and is a predicted model, not a curated record. Gene Ontology annotation, molecular function: RNA binding; 5'-3' RNA helicase activity; ATP hydrolysis activity. NCBI's taxonomy places the organism in Eukaryota, Metazoa, Chordata, Actinopteri, Cypriniformes, Cobitidae.
UGAGACGUUAGGUUUCGUUUCUUCCGUUUGAACCUCUUCCGCAAACAGCUGGCUUUAUAAAACAAGCGAGUGUGGUCACAACGGAUGCUGUGUAAAUCACCACACAGUCAGAGCCUUAGCAGAGAGCGGAGUAACAAUGAGCAGAAGAAGCCGAAAAAGUAAACUUUCUUAUGAGGAUGUGCGUUUGGUUGGAUUUGACUUUAUAGAGCUGCUGGAGGAAUCAAAUAGGAGAAAAAUCACGGAUAGAGUCGAACUCAAAAACAUUUACAAUAAUGAAUUUCGGGACAGGGACGGAGUCAAAGAUCCAAACUUCUCUACUGUCCUGUUUGCAUUAAAAACCAAGAAAAAGGUUCGCGUCACUAGAGAUGGACACGUUUACUUCAAUCCCCGAGUGCGAUUACAUGAUCAAUGGUUUAGACCCCCUACUAGUGGCCAGGAGUCUGCUGAUCCACCCUCAAUACCAGGACCAGAGAGUGGAGUCAGGGCAAGGAGAAAAAUGGCUAAGGACAUUCUGCGCCGACUCAACAGUGUAGACAGGUCUGUGUUUAUAGCUGAUAAGUUUGGGGUGCGGGUGUCUUCGGAGGUGCAAAUUGAGGACGGCAAGAUUCAGAUCUGUAUGGACAGUUCAGAAGAAUACGAGCUGAAGCUGUUUGUGGAGAACACUGGUCAAGAGGUUGUUAAAUUCACAUUCUACACGUUACUCCGCUGGCUGCCGUGUUUUUCUUUGGAAGACAGCAAAAAAGUGACGCGCAACAAUCCGCUACAUCUGCAAUCAAGUGAACGAUAUGAAGUGAUCAUGAAAUUCAAAUCAGAUCACAUGGGGGUUUAUCUUGCCACUCUGGCGUUUGAGUUCGAGACAGAGACCCAGGUCAACAAAUUCCACAUUGUGCGAUUCAUUGAAGCAGAUUACAGGUCAGAAAUCGCAGCUCUACUUGGUCCGAAAGAACCAUAUAAACCGUCAAGACUUGAGACCUAUAAACCAGACAGAUGCACCGUGGAAGAUGGUUUUCGACCGGAGGAUUCUUCUCGAAACUAUUUGAAAUAUGUUGUUCCACUGGAACAAUACAAUCUUCCUUUGCACAUCCGUGGACUGGCCAAUAUCCUGAAAGGCAACAAUUCUUUCCCAACCCCCACAAUAGAGCUUCAGGAACUUAGGUUGCUACUGGAGAGUGAUCUUGGUUUUCAUAACUACGCAAAACGCUUUGAUUUACUGCUGCACCUGGAGGAGGAUCAGAUGCGUAUGGACAUAAAGAGAUAUGACAAAAAUGAUGUCUCCAUGGAGAGGGACCGUGGAAAUAGACGACUGCUGGUCUUAGAGCUUCCUGGUGUGUCAGAAAACCGACCAUCUGUCCUAAGGGGAGAUCAUCUGCUUCUUACCAAAAGUGAGGAAGUCUCUGCCUCAAAUGUGACGAAAUACAAAGGCUUCGUCCACAGAGUAGAACUGGACCAGGUCAAACUGGGCUUCUCUAACAAGCUUCUUGAGAAUUUCAUCGAUAAUAUGAAAUUCCGUGUGGAAUUUACUGUCAACCGUCUCCCAGUAAAACUGCAACACCGAGCUGUAAACUUGGCGGUCAAGCACAAUCUUAGAGAUGUACUGUUCCCCUCUCGACCAAAAAACAUUAAACCUGUGUCUUCGCCUACACUGAGACUCUUUGAUCUUAACCUAGAAAGAAAUGGUGAACAGAAAACCGCAGUAUGCAACAUCGUGGCAGGUUUAUCUAAGCCGGCGCCGUAUUUGGUGUUUGGUCCUCCUGGCACUGGCAAAACUGUCACCAUUCUGGAGGCCAUCAAACAGGUGGAGAAGAAUGUAGCCGGUGCCUGUAUUCUAGCAUGUGCUCCAUCAAACAGUGCCGCUGAUCAACUGUGUGAAAAACUGAUCAGCAGCCAGCAUGUUGACAAAGCCAAAAUCUACAGACUUUAUGCCAGUUCACGCAAUCCGAAAGACAUCCCUGAAGUUCUGGUGAAAAACAGCAAUGUGGAGGGGGAUAUGAUUGUUUUCCCAUGUAAAGAGAAACUUAUGUCAUACAAAAUCCUGGUCAGUACGCUGGUCACUGCAGGCAGACUGGUCAGUGGGGGAUUUCAUGUGGGUCAUUUCACUCAUAUUUUUGUGGAUGAAGCUGGACAUGCUGUGGAGCCGGAGACCAUCAUCAGUGUGGCAGGAUUGCUGAAUGCAGAGGAUGGACAGCUUGUUUUGGCUGGGGAUCCUAAGCAGUUGGGGCCAAUUCUCAGAUCUCCUUUUGCCAUUAAAUACGGACUGGGUCUUUCAUUGCUGGAGAGGUUGAUGACAAAGAAUGAUCUUUAUCAAAAAGAAACAACAGGAUAUGAUAACCGCUAUGUCACCAAGCUGCUGCAGAACUACAGGUCUCAUCCAUCCAUACUGAAAGUUCCUAAUGAGUUGUUCUAUGAUGGAGAGUUGGAAGCUUGUGCAGAUGAGAUCAGCUCCAGCCAGUACUGUAACUGGGACCCCCUGCCUAAAAAAGGCUUUCCUGUGAUUUUUCAUGGUGUGCUUGGUAAGGAUGACAGGGAGUCAAACAGCCCCUCAUUUUUCAACACCUCUGAAAUUACUAUCAUCAUUGAAUACCUGGAGAAGCUGCUCCUGACACAGGCCAAGAAGGGCAUUGCUAAAAUCUCCCCCAAAGAAAUUGGCAUUGUCACCCCCUACAGGAAGCAGGUAGAGAAAAUUAGGCAGGCCAUCAGAUUCCACCAUAAAGAGCUUAGAUCCUGCAGGGGCAUCGAAGAGCUGAAGGUCGGUUCAGUGGAAGAGUUUCAAGGCCAGGAGAGGAAAGUGAUAAUAGUAUCAACUGUUCGCAGCAGCAAGGAAAACAUCACUUUUGACGAAAAAUUCAAUAUUGGGUUCCUCAAAAACGAGAAGAGAUUUAAUGUGGCAGUGACAAGAGCUAAAGCUCUGCUUAUCGUAGUGGGAAACCCCAUCAUACUAAAGACAGAUGCAAACUGGGGCAGGUUUAUUGAUUAUUGUGAUGAGAAUAGAAGUUAUAAAGGAUAUGAUAUUUCCUACUUGGAAGACGUGGAUGACGUUACUGGGCGUUUGCUUGAUCUUGACAUCCGCACAGAGGUGGUUGUGGAAACAGAGGAAAGUGUUGUUCAACAGUUUCAGCAUCCCGAGUGGAGACAUGAGCACUGAAAUUGAAAGCUUCUCCAUGGCUACAACGCUUUCGCCCCACCCUAUACACCUUUACAUGCAUUCAUUUAGCAGACACUUUUAUCCAAAGUGACUUACAAAUGAGAACAUUUAGCAUUUUGUCAGAGGAGCCAAGAAAAAGCGUCGUCUCUACUUGUGUGUUUUAUAUGAAGUCUAUCAUUUUAGCUUAUGCAUUUGAUGUGUAUGAAGGUAUUCUCAGGUCUAGAACGUAUGCAUUGUUUUCCUACAAUAAAACUAUUUCUAAGAUUUCUGUUAACUCAAGUUUGGCUGCUUUCAUUUGGGGUGGUUUCCCGGAGAAAGUUUAAGUCUAGGUCUAAGACUAAAAUGCUUGUUUGAACUGUCUCGACUGAAAACAGCUUGCACUGAUAUAUCUUAACAUUUAUCAGUGCCAUUGUUUUAUGCACAGCAGUAAUGUUUUUCUAAGGUAUGUUUGUUUAAACGACUUAAAUGUCCUAAUAUAACAAAGGCCUGGUCCUGGCUUAAUCUAAACCCUUACAGGUUACAUGUUGGUAAUGAUGGCUGCACAGCUGUUAAUGCACCACGGAUGACUACCACUGUUUGUUUUAGGGUGGGUUUUGUUUGCGUUCUUAUUGGCUUGUUUGGACAUUGGAAAUUUGUGUUUGAGGAUUACGUCAGCGAGUUCUCAAUCUACUCGACUUUAUUUACUUUUUAAACGAUAAUGCAUUGUUUUUACUGUAAACCUGCUGUGCAGUGAGAAUCAUGAUCAAAAUGUUUUACACAGUCUUGUACAAUUUAUUAUAUCAAUUAUGUGUCAAUUAAAAUAUUUGAAUUACA